GAUCGAUCUGUUUUAAGUGCUUAGUAUAGCAGUGACAAUGGCUAUCGUGAAAUUCAGUGUUACAAUUUUUAUAUUAUUUUCGAUUAAUUACAUUAAUUACGUGGGAUCUUCUUCAUUCUUCAGAGGACAUUUGCUGAAAUACGACAUACCUCCACCAAAAGUUGCAGUUUCAAGGGCUGACGUGACUACAAAUUAUUUUUCGCAAAGGUUGGACCACUUCGAUCCCUCCAAUACAAAUGUUUGGUCACAGAGAUACUACGUGAACUCACAAUAUUUCAAUGCCACUGAAAACGAAGCUAUUUUCUUGAUGAUUGGCGGUGAGGCACAGGCUUCUAUUGGAUGGAUGACAGGUGGAGCGUGGAUUACAUCUGCUGAAAAAUAUGGAGCCCUCCUGAUUCAGCUGGAACACAGGUUUUACGGGGUCAGCCACCCCUUCGAAGAUUUGAGCACGGAAAACUUAAGGUUCCUUUCGAGCCGGCAAGCUUUGGAAGACACAGCGACUUUUAUCACCGCCAUGAAUCAGGAAUAUAACCUCACGAACAGCGCCAAGUGGAUAUUAUUUGGAGGAUCCUACGCUGGAUCGUUAGUAGCCUGGUUGAGGCAAAAGUACCCGCAUCUGGUCCAAGGUGCUAUGUCUUCCAGUGCCCCGUUAUUCGCACAGCUAGAUUUUCCCGAGUACUUCCAAGUGGUUGCGGACGACUUAGCUUCGCACAGUCGGGAAUGCGUCGACGCCGUGAAGACAGCGUAUGUUCGACUUGAAGAUUUGGUAGACAACCCAGGUGAAGAGAACGUCACCGCUCUUUUUAAUCUAUGCGACGAUAUUCUGGAAGUUAACACUGAAUUGGACAUAUCUAAUUUCUUUCAGUCAACUGUUAAUGUGUUCGCUUACGUCGCACAGUACAACAAGAACAGCGCCCUCACGACGACUAUAGACGACUUGUGCGACAUUCUAGUUAACGACGCGUACGGCGACGAACUAGACAGACUAAUUGAAGUAAACAGAUUGUACUACGGAACGGCCUGUGUGGAUUACAAAUAUCAAACUACUUUGGACUAUCUGAACGAUGUGACUAUCACAACUAGUGGAAUGAUGCGUCAAUGGAUUUACCAGACCUGUACAGAGUACGGAUGGUACCAAACAUCCAGCCAAGAAGAACAAGUUUUUGGAACGAAAUUUCCCAUCGAGUCCUACACAAAAAUGUGCGAGGAUGUAUACGGAAUUGAAUUUAACGCGAGCUACAUAAGCGAGCAAAUUGUGAAAACGAACACACACUUUGGUGGAUAUGAUAUUGACGUGAGGAACGUGGUUUCCGUUCAUGGGUCUUUCGACCCUUGGUACCCCAUGGGGAUUGUUGAAACCACCAAUCCAGAGUCACCAGUUAUAUUUAUCGAAGGUACCUCUCACUGUAUGAACAUGUAUGCCAACUCUGCAAACGACCCACAGGAACUAAUUGAAGCCAGAGAAAAAGUUGACAGAUUAAUAGGGGUCUGGUUAGGAGUCGAGUCUUCAGGAGUUAGCAGUUACCUUACUUCGUCCAUAAUAAACGCAUUGUUGUUAACUAUAAGUAGUUUGUUUAUAAGCAAACUGUAGUUUUAAGCAAUAAUGAAUUAAAAUUACAAAUAUGUUUGUUCAUAAUUCAAUAAAAGUGGAAUUAAAUAA
This is a messenger RNA of Anoplophora glabripennis (Asian longhorned beetle), 1660 nucleotides long. RefSeq names its product putative serine protease F56F10.1. Lineage: Eukaryota; Metazoa; Arthropoda; Insecta; Coleoptera; Cerambycidae. Bases 38 to 1591 code for a protein of 517 amino acids. Gene Ontology annotation, biological process: proteolysis. The record is from RefSeq and is a predicted model, not a curated record. Gene Ontology annotation, molecular function: dipeptidyl-peptidase activity; serine-type exopeptidase activity. The transcript has 6 exons.